This is a messenger RNA of Periophthalmus magnuspinnatus, 7008 nucleotides long. RefSeq names its product xin actin binding repeat containing 1 (gene xirp1). Gene Ontology annotation, biological process: actin cytoskeleton organization; actin filament organization. Bases 33 to 5042 code for a protein of 1669 amino acids. The record is from RefSeq and is a predicted model, not a curated record. Gene Ontology annotation, molecular function: actin filament binding. The transcript is spliced from 9 exons. Gene Ontology annotation, cellular component: focal adhesion; stress fiber. NCBI's taxonomy places the organism in Eukaryota, Metazoa, Chordata, Actinopteri, Gobiiformes, Gobiidae.
CUGAAAGAUGCACAGGUGACUUCGCUGCAGCUAUGCCAGUUUUAAGCCGCUGGGACCGGAAGUCUGUGUCUCAACUGGUGCAACAUUAUCAAAGCUGUUCUGACUUGAGAAGCAUUGGAAAAUACAACGAAACACAGGGGGAGGACCUUGUGGACGGCAGAUGGAGGGGGGGCAUUGUUGUCAGCUCCAGAGUGAGCUUGUCCCGGAGCCGGUCUAUGGACGUCCUGCCUCAGAGGGGAGUAUUCAGCACAAGAGCUCUGUGUGCGCUGUUUGAGUCAAAGAGCAUGAUGCACAGUGGCUCCAGCAUGCAGCACCUGACGACACCACCAGAGGGAGCUCUACAAGACUGGGGAAAAAACAAAAAGAACCAAUUUUAUCAAAGAGAUUUGACCAAAGGAACAGCUAUGAGUGAGUCCAGAUUCUUAAAGGAUGAUAAUAAUAGUGGAACAGUGAAUAAGGGGACACCAAUCCAAGGCAGAAACCAAAUACCCACUUCCUCUUCUGUGAGAGACCGCUCCGCUCUGUAUCUGUCCCGCUCAGCUGACAGCCCAGGAGGGUCAGAGCAGCCCGAAUCUACUGGUACUGCACAAGGAAAAAAGCCCAGAGUCAAAAAGAUGGAUGCUGUAGACGGGACCGUUAAUGUUUCACACACAGCAUGUGAUGACGAUGACCUUCCCCCUCCUCCUCCACCGCCUGUCCCUCCCAGGCCCCUCGACUAUGAUGGGGCUUCUUCUGGAAGCCCCCUCCCUCCUCCCCCGCCAAAAGAAACAUUCUCCACGUAUUACCAACAGCGACAGAAAAGUGAGCUAAAGAGACUGUUCAAGCACAUCCACCCUGACCUCAGAGCCAGCCUGGAUGACGUAGCUGAAGAAGACCUCAUGAGGGCUGUUCAGACAGAAACCUCUCAGACCGGAGAGGGCUCAUACCAGGCCGAGGUCCAGUCAAUGAGGUGGAUCUUUGAGAACUGGACACUGGAUAACAUUGGGGAUCCUCACGGAACCAAGAAGCUGCUCGAUGAGGAGGAUUUAACGGGGGGAGAUGUCAGAGGCACCACAUCUAAGUUUGAGCACACUAACUUGAGCCAGCCAUGCACUCAAAGACAAGCCUCAGUUUGCGGUGAUGUGCGGACAUCAGCGUGGCUUUUUGAAACACAGCCUCUGUCUACUCUCAGUAAAUCUGCAGAAGGUAGUGAGUUGGUUGAGGCAGUGCUUAAGGAGCCCAUUCAGGCCGGUGAUGUGAAAGGCAAUCGAUUCCUGUUUGAAUCUACACCGCUCGGCGACUUAGGACGCUGCAACUCAGUAGAAGACCACAACUUUCUAAAACUGAAAUCUGAGCUACAGGAACAAAAAGGAGAUGUCCAGAAGACUGUGAAAUUGUUCCAGGCCGAUCCCAACUGUGCCAUAAAAGACAAGAGCGGCAAUAUCCACAGAAUCAAGUCUAUCUGCAGAGAAGAGAUCAACAGCAGCGACAUUAGCACUGCACGCUGGCUAUUUGAGACACAACCCUUAGAUCUGAUCAAUAAAGAAACUGACAAAGUCAAAAUUAUCCGGGGGAUUUCACUGGAAGAAGGUCAAAUAGGAGGAGUCGGUAAAAAGAGGUGGAUGUUUGAGACACAGGCCAUUGAUACAAUACAUGAGAUGAUGGGAGGAGACAAGUUAAAGGGGAUGGUGGUUGAAUGUGAAACAGACGCUGAUGUUAUUAAUAAAACCAAACUCUUUGAGACAAAUCCCUUGUCAGCACUAAAGGGAGAUUCUGCAGAGAAAAUUCUGGAAAAAGAUGAAAUUAUUGGUGGAGAUGUAAAGUCAUCUCUGUGGCUCUUUGAGACUCAGCCCAUGGAGACUCUGCAUGACAAUUAUGAAAUCGGACGAUUGCAGAAAAUCACACUUUCAGCUGAAGAACAAGGAGAAGUUAAGGGCAAGACACAUAUUUUUGAGAGUGGCAGAACCCAAACUAAUGUCAUGACCAAAGAACAGGAGAUUGAGAAAGGAGAUGUGAAAACAUUCAAACAUUUAUUUGAAACAAUCCCCCUCAGUAAGAUAGCCCGUUCAGAGGAACAUGUUGAAAAUAAGGAAAGAAAGAUUGAACCAGGAAAUGUCCAAGAAAAUAAAGAGUUAUUUGAAAGAAGUAAUCUGUAUGCCAUAAAAGACAGCUCUGGAAAUUUGCACAAGGUUACUGCUAUCAGUCGAGAGGAAUCCAUUAAAGGACAAGUCCAAAAUUAUAAGUGGCUGUUUGAGACCAAGCCUUUGGAUGAGCAGGCAGGAAAUAAGGGAAACGUUGAAGUCAUUAAAGGCAUCACUAGACAGGAAGAUACAAUGGGUGAUGUCAAGACAGCAAAAUGGCUUUUUGAGACACAAACCAUUGAUGGGAUCCAUAUGAAGUUCAACCAGCCAAGUGCAUCAGCAGAAGAGGAGCAGCGUAAAGGUGAUGUCAGAACCUGUAAGUGGUUAUUCGAAACUCAUCCCAUGGACCUACUAUAUGACAAAAGUGAAACGGCGACAGAAAAAGAAGCCAUUGAUGGCACUGAUGUCAAAUCCAUUACCUGGAUGUUUGAAUCACAGCCACUUGACAGCAUCAAGGAUGGUGAGCAGUAUAACCUGAAGCUUUGUAGUACAAUUCAGGACACUGUGAAACCUGAAAUUGGUGUUCAAACUGUGAAACAUCUUUUUGAAACAGAAACAUUAGACAAAAUACAAAAAGAUGCAGGUUCAGAAGAGUUACAUUGCGUUAGCCAGGUUGACCUUCAGUCGGGAGACGUUUCAAGAGUCAAAGAACUGUUUGAAUCCCAGUCGCUUGAUGAAAUUGGGCUAGAAAUGACAUCAUUAGACUCUCAAAACCAUGAUGAAUCCAUUGAGAAAGGGUCUGUGCAUAAAGUCACCUGGCUAUUUGACAACUGUCCAUUGAACAAGAUCAACAAGGACAAUAAAGAGGAGGUCGUCCAGAAAGUUGGUGAUGCUGAAUUUGGAGACGUCAAACACAAGAAGUUUAUAUUUGAAACCUCAUCACUGGACAAGAUUCAUGAAAAAGAACUAGAACAGAGGUCUGAGGUUGUGGAGAAGCCAACCAGCAGCAUCGAUGUCAAGACGAGUACCAUGAUGUUUGAGUCCACUCCCUUGUAUGCCAUCAGAGACAAAGAGGGGCAAUUUCAUGAGGUUACAACAGUGAAAAAGGAAGAAGUUCUGAGUGGAGAUGUAAGAGGUGCACGGUGGAUGUUUGAGACAAAGCCACUUGAUACUAUAAAAGCUGAAAAUGAGGUCUACGUCAUCCGUGCUGUCACCCAAGAAGAUGUUGAGAAAGGGGAUGUAAAAUCUGCCAGGUGGAAGUUUGAAACACAACCUCUGGACACGCUUACUGAGAAAGACACACCCGCUGUUAAAGACUUUGAAGAGCUUGGUUGCGGCAAUGUGAAGCAGAAUAAACAGAUAUUUGAAUCCGAUCAAGCCUCCAAGAAGGUAAAACGAAUGGUAAGUGUCACAGAUGUCCAGCGAGGAGACGUAAGAACCUCAACUUGGCUUUUUGAAAACCAGUCUAUUGAUAGUCUCAAGGGAGAGUCUGAGGAGCAAAGCCAAAUACAAACAGUUCACAGAGAAGACAGUCAGAAAGGAGAUGUCAAACGCUGCACUUGGUUGUUUGAGUCCCAGCCUCUGGACAAGAUAAAAAAGCAAGAAAGUUCUUCAGCAGGAAGUGUUGUGGCAGAAAUACCCAAGUCUGAUGUUAAAUGCACUACAUGGCUCUUUGAAACAACACCACUGGACAAAAUAACGGCUACUAAUGUUGUAGAUACUCUGUCCUACCUGCAUGAUCUUAACUUUGUCCAUUCAAGUGGCAUCAUCAUUGAAGGAAAAGACAGUGAAACUGUCAAUAUGGCCAAGUAUUGCACUGAAAGCAACAGAAAUGUUCAAAUCCACAAAGAUGAGGAAGUUGGAGGUAAUAUUAGAAACAUAAUGAUACAAUUGCUUCACAAACCAACGCUAAAGCCUCAGAUUACCCUAUUAAGAGAGGUGGAGAAAGGAGAUGUGAAGACUACAGUGGUUGAAAUUCCUGUCUACCAGUCCGGUUCAAUUGACUUUGAGAAAGAUCAGAGAAUACAAAAUAUUGUCCAGAGGAUUGACGAACUCCUUGGCCAAGACAAGACUUUUAAAAGAGGGCUUAUAAUGCAAGAGUCUGCAGAAGGACAAGCAGAGAUGUCUGUUUAUUCGCUCCUAAAUCAUUGUGAAACUAAAACAGAUGUCAAGAUUGAAAAGGGCGAUGUCAAGUCCACUAUUGGAAAUCUCCUAGCCACAGCCAAUGAGAACAGAACAACAACAACAUACAGAGUCGACAAGAAUGAAAAGGGAAAUGUGAAUUUAUACAAAAGAUGCAUUGAAGAAGGAGACCUAAAGAGUCUUCAUGCAGAGGAUUUAGAAGAUGAAGUUGACAAUUGUCACAUGUCACAAGAACAAAUUGAAAUUGUACAGGGUGAUGUGAAGGAAGCAAAGAGAAAUCUAUGUCAGCAAAAAGAACAAGUAGAGCGAACUGUUUCAGAUGUCUUACCUGGAGAUGUAAAGAACACCAAAAAGGUGUUUUCAUCCGAAGCCAGCUUAAAUGUUGAAACCUUUAUCCCAAAGGAUGACAUAAUUCCUGGAGAUGUCCUGAUGGCAAAGCAACAACUUGCCAUAAAACAGCAAAGUUCUGUAGAGAAAGAGGAAAUUGUCAGUGGUGACAUUAAAGCAGCAAUGCAGUCUUUAGAACGAGCGAAGCAGCAGAGUAUGACCAUUGAGCGAGAGCUGAUCAAACCUGGGACUAUCUAUGAUAUGGACUUGUCAGGCCCAGAUCUUGAGUCAGAAACCAAACAGAUUCAAAAAGAAGUCAUUGUUUCUGGGGAUGUUAAAGCCGCUAAAAAGUCACUUGAAAUGGCAAAGCAGCAAAGUAUGCAAAUUGAAAGAGAAGUUGUUCUUCCAGGCAAGAUAUACAAUCUGAACGUAUCAACUCAAGAAGAAACUUCUACAAUGAUGUCAUCAGCUUCCUCGUCAAGGUGUCAACAAGUCAAGACUUACCCUAAGUAACCCAUGAAGAGGCUUCAACCACUGCACCAUCCAUCUCGGUAGACAAAGGGAACUUUCAGUCGCCCUGCUGCACAAACACUGCUUCAACACUUGCAACUUCAUCUGAAAAACCACAACAUGAGAAGCCGACAUUGCCACCAAAACCCCAAUGGACAAAAUAUGUUUUGGUGGAAGAAGAAAAGACUUCCUCUGAUGCAAACUGUUCAGCAACAAAUAAUGUAAAGAAUGCUGGCACUUUUCCAAGUCCAAUAUACUGCCAGAGCAAAGCUGCACCAGUAAUGGAUGAAAUAAUAAAUACCAAAGAAAUAACAGUUAGUUCACCACAACUUUCAGAUGAAUCCUCAGAAUACCAAAGCAAUAUAGUUGAAAUGGAAAGAAAUGUCACACAGAAAAUAAAUGCUGCAGAAGAAAUCCAAAUGUGCAUGAAGAAAUCUGCAGAAGAAGGCAACCAUGAGACCAACCUCAGUGUGAAAGCAGCUUUACAAAACUUUGAAAGAAAAGACACCAAAAGAGGUCCAGUAUUGUGUAAAAAGGUGAAAGUAACUGAUCCCAAAGAUACAGACAGUUUUCCUCUACCAAAGUCUCCACCAAGUCUUGAAACCCAUACAAUGAGUACUUCUACACCUGAGGUUGCCUGCAGUGUAAAACAAGAGCAACAGGAUAAUGUGGAAAAAGUUGUUUUGAGGGAGAAAAAGGUUAGGGAGACCGAAGAGCAGAGACGGCAGAGAUUAUCUGUUCAUAUGGAUGAAAUUGUAAAAGGAAAUGUUCAAGUUGCAAUGGAAAUCUUUGACAAUUUACGUAAACGCGAUGAACUCCAAGGAGUCCUGGAUGAAGUGCAAGAGAUAGAAGGAGAUCGCAGAAGUAUGAAUGAUAAAUCACUUAAGAAACUAUACAAAAAUUAUCCUGCUUGGGCUGCUACAGAGACAAACGCAAAACAUGAAACAAUGGAAGAGAAGUUUGAUGCAGAUUCACUAGAUGAUGAUCUAGAAAGCAUAUCUUCAGUUGACACAGCAUAUGAAGAUCUGGAAAAGGCCAGCAAAGAAAUUCUACUUUUGAAGGAACAGACCAUUGCAAAGCUCCUUGACAUUGAAGAAACCAUUAAAAAAGCCCUGUACUCUGUGUCCAAUCUCAAAUCAGAGGCUGAUAUUGCAGGUCUGUCUGGUCUGUUUGAUGAAACAUUAAGGUCAGAACAACAUCUUCAUCCUACCAACAAUAUCAGGAAAAUCAGCAUUGGCUCUUGCAAAGCUAAACCAGGGCCUAUCAAGGCAAGUACAAGUGGUUUGAAUCCAGAAUUCCAACGCCAUGUCCAACCGAAGCAUUCCCUUUCCCAAUCAUCACCAUCCUUCAUAUCUAUCCAUUCAGCAGCAAGAAAACCGGCUGAACAGCAAAACCCCACAAUGACAACUUUCACACCGAAAUCCAACACCCAAAACCACUGUGGCCACAAAGAAAAUAUUGAGGCAUCAAGAAAUCCCCCCCAACGUAAAGUCAGUGUAUUGGAGGUUAAGACUGGACCAGGCCAACCACCAGCGGGGGUAAUUGGUAAAAAGACGGUCAGUGAAACUUAUGAGGAGACAGACGCUCUUGGAAAUGUGUUCAUGUCCUCCACCACUUCAACAUUUGUUCACAAACAGUCUGAUAGUCAGGCCUCCACUUUGUUCGAAGUAGUUCCUCCCAGACGUGAAAUUGUGACAUCCCCUUUAAUGCACAGACGCCAUUUUGAGGAUCAAGUGUUGAAGUCCAAGGGUGAAGGGAGUGUUUUUGUAACAUUUAGCCCAUCAAUGGACAAACAUUAGCAUUUUAUAUGAUUUUAUUAUUAUUCUAGUUGUCAUUUCUUAUUUUUUUUCUGUAUGAAUUUUAGAAUGUGUUUUGUAAAGUAAAUAAUCUUAGAUUUUUUUAUGAUGAAUAAAAGCAUGUAGUUUGUAUGUUGCUGAUCAAUGUUAAUUAAAGAAAUUAUUGAUUAUUA